Capsicum annuum is the source of this 2656-nucleotide messenger RNA. Its product is annotated as cyclic nucleotide-gated ion channel 18. NCBI's taxonomy places the organism in Eukaryota, Viridiplantae, Streptophyta, Magnoliopsida, Solanales, Solanaceae. Gene Ontology annotation, cellular component: membrane. Bases 385 to 2475 code for a protein of 696 amino acids. Gene Ontology annotation, biological process: monoatomic ion transport; transmembrane transport. The record is from RefSeq and is a predicted model, not a curated record. Gene Ontology annotation, molecular function: monoatomic ion channel activity. The transcript is spliced from 6 exons.
GAAAAUAAAAAUGUCCGAGUUAUAAAAUCAUAGAGUACAGUAUCCGUCGACCAUUUUGACAAACUAAAAGGAUAAAGAUGGUGACAAAUAUUGACAUGUGUUCACUCUAUGUAACGGAGAGAGGGAGAUCUUACAAAUUUCCGGAAACAGAGGUUUUCCUCACAGAAUUUUCAAUGGUGGUAAACAAAGCUUUGAUCAAACCGACUUUCAUUCAUCACUCAUGGAACAACAACAACACUCUUCAUUCAUUCUUCCUUCUUCUCCUUAUCCUCUUUUACUACCACAAUAUUCGUAACACAUUUGAAUCAUAUUGCAUUUUGGUCAUUAUUUUUGUUGUUUUUCAGAGCCGGAAUCCGAUAACGAUAUCGGACUCCGCGAUGGAAGAUGACUACAAUAUUUGCAAAACCAGCGUUUCACUUCCGCCAUUUUCAGCAAUCCUUAAAGAGCAAAUCUUCUUCCACUAACAAAACCGAAGCCUCCUUAUGGAGCCACCAAAUUGUCGAUCCAAGCAGCGACUUUGUCAAUCGCUGGAAUUACGUUUUCCUUUUAACAUGUCUCGUUUCUCUUUUCAUCGAUCCUCUUUAUUUCUACGUCCCAUUCGUCAGUGACAAAGCUUGUAUGUCUACUGAUGAUGAGGCCGCUAAUAAGAUUACCGUCUUUCGUUCUCUAAACGAUGUAUUUUAUUUUCUACACAUUUUUAUGAAGUUCCGUACUGCUUUUGUUGCUCCCAGCUCCAGAGUUUUCGGUCGGGGCGAGCUUGUUAUGGAUCCUCGACAAAUUGCUAUACGAUAUCUUAAGACGGAUUUCAUCGUUGAUUUUACUGCUGCUCUUCCCCUGCCUCAGAUUGUCAUUAAGUAUGUAAUCCCCGCAGCUAAAAAAAAAGGAUCUGGUCAUUCAAAAAGUACACUUGCCCUCAUCGUUCUCAUCCAAUAUAUUCCAAGGUUAUUCGUUAUUUUCCCGCUAAAUCAGCAGAUUAUCAAAACUACUGGUUUUAUUGCUAAAACAGCAUGGGCAGGAGCAGCUUACAAUCUCCUCCUUUACAUGUUAGCGAGUCAUGUGGCGGGAGCUUCCUGGUAUGUGGCAUCUAUAGGAAGACAGUUCUCUUGUUGGUCAAAUGAAUGUCAGAAGGAACAUGAUGCAGUUCCACCCUGCAUAAUUGAUUUUUUAGACUGUAGCAGUACUGAGUAUGGUUAUGUGCGCAAUUACUGGCGAAACAGCACGAAAGUACUUGCAAAGUGUGAUGCUAUUAAUGAUAAAGAUACUGGUUUUAAGUUUGGGAUUUUUGCUGAUGCCUUUACUAAUAAUGUGGCUACAUCAACAUUCUUGGACAAAUAUUUGUAUUGUUUAUGGUGGGGUCUAAGAAAUAUGAGUUCAUAUGGACAGAAUUUGAAUACCAGCACUUACCUUGGCGAAACCUUAUUCAGCAUUGCCAUAUGCAUCAUUGGUUUAAUUCUCUUUGCACAGUUAAUUGGGAACAUACAGACUUAUUGUAAAUCUAUGACCGUAAAAAUUGAGGAAUGGAGAAUUAGAAAAAGAGAUACAGAAGAAUGGAUGAAGCACCGCCAGUUGCCUGAAGACUUGCAAGAACGUGUUCGACGUUUUGAUCAAUAUAAAUGGCUUGCAACAAGAGGAGUUAAAGAAGAAGAUAUCUUGCAAGAUUUGCCUUUGGAUCUUCGACACCAAAUCCAAAGACACCUAUGCCUCAAUCUUGUCCGACGAGUUCCAUUUUUUGCGCAAAUGGAUGACCAGCUGCUUGGUGCAAUAUGUGAACGCCUAGUUUCGUCCUUGAGCAUAAUGGGCACCUAUAUUGUUCGAGAAGGUGAUCAAGUGAAUGAGAUGCUCUUUAUCAUCAGGGGACAACUAGAGAGUUCCACAACAAAUGGAGGAAGAUCUGGAUUCUUCAAUUCUAUCACACUCGGACCUAAUGACUUCUGUGGUGAAGAAUUACUGACUUGGGCCUUAUUGCCUAACUCAACGCAGUUGCCUGCUUCAACUCGAACUGUGAGAACACUUACUGAAGUCGAAGCAUUUGCACUUCGAGCUGAAGACCUGAAAUUUUUUGCAGUUCAAUUUAAACGUCUUCACAGCAUGAAGCUACAGCAUGCAUUUAGGUACUAUUCUCAUCAGUGGAGAACAUGGGGUGCUUGCUUUAUACAGGCUGCAUGGAGAAGGUAUAGGAAGAAAAAGCUUGAAAACGAGUUGUCUCUACAAGAGAGCUAUUAUUUUACCCAAGAUCCUAACGAUGAGGAUUACUACGAUGAGCAAAGUUUUGAAGAUGCUGGUCCUGAGCAACCAUUAGUAGACAGUGGUUCUCGUGGUUCCCAACAACUUGGAGCUACAAUUUUGGCCAAAAGAUUUGCUCAUAAUACGAAACGAGGAAUAGAACAACAGAAGAUUCAAAUGUCUGAUUCUUCUUCCAGCUUAAAAAUGCCCAAGUUGUUUAAGCCAGAUGAGCCUGAUUUUUCUGCAGAAUGAAGACAGCAUUAUGUUAAUUAGUUAGAACACCCUACAUUACUGAAAGGUACUAGUGAGUAAUGACAAAGCUAGUAUCCAUUUUUUUUUUUUCUUCAUAUUUUUGUAAAUUUCAGGAGCAAUAGACCUUUUGACAAUUUUGAUUACAACAUUCUUUUUUCAAUCAACCUUCUUUUCUAGUCAA